GGCAGAGAGACUGGCAACCCGGCCAAGUGCAUACUAGCCGCUAAUAGAGGCGACGAUGCACUGACGUUAGCUUCAUUUCUUCGCGUCUUUACACCUGACGAGCUGCAUACUUAAUUAUGGCCGGAAAGAGAGCGUUGGUCAUCCUGUCAAAGGGUGCAGAGGAGAUGGAGACUGUUAUUCCAGUGGACAUCAUGCGAAGAGCCGGGAUUGCAGUGACAGUUGCAGGGUUGACUGGUCAGGAUCCAGUCCAGUGCAGCAGGAACGUCGUCAUCUGUCCUGAUGCAAGCUUGGAGGAUGCAAGCAAUCAGGGUCCGUAUGAUGUGGUGGUCCUUCCUGGGGGAAUGCCGGGCGCCCAGAACUUGGCAGAGUCUCCUGCUGUGAGCAAGGUGCUGAAGGAGCAAGAUGGCAGGAAAGGCCUUAUUGCAGCCAUCUGUGCAGGUCCCACCGCUCUUCUGGCACACGGAAUAGGCUACGGCAGCACGGUGACCACACAUCCCGCUAUGAAGGAGAAGAUGAUGGCUGGAGAUCACUAUAAAUAUUCUGAGGCGCGAGUGCAGAAGGACGGACAUUACAUCACCAGCCGUGGGCCUGGAACCAGUUUUGAAUUCGCCCUGACGAUUGUAGAGGAACUUAUGGGGGCUGAGGUUGCCGCUCAAGUCAAGUCUCCGCUCAUUAUGAAAGACUAACUGCAGCCGAGUUACAUUUGCCAAGCACCGCUGUGUUAUGCACGCUUAUGAGCCACAACUUUAGGUACACCUGUUGUCAAUACAUCCCAAUACAAUGCUAUAUUACAAAAACUGAACAAUCAUGCAUAAUUUUGAUUUGCACUGGUUGCAGCUUGUAGUGUUGUUGAACGUGAACCUCUUCAAUUGAGGUGCAGAUGCUUGAGAAAAAAGAAGAAAGAAAACCUAGAAGCUAACUUCAGUUAUGUCAAAGGCAAACUUAAUUUAUUUUUAGUUCCUACAGUGAUUGACUAAAGGGAGUUUGGCGUUAAGUCAUAAAUUCCGUGAAAUAUGCUCCAAAAUUACAAAAAACAAAACAGAUUCCCUCAGACUAGGGAGGGCCCCAAUCAUAUUAUAUUGAGGGGAGGUGUACACUUUGAAAACCCCUGCAUUAGAUGAACCAUACUGUACCUAAUGAUGUGGCUGGUGAGUGUAUGCUAUAUUAACAAUGAUAUUAAUAGUUGGGUGUCAAAGACAGCCAAGCUAUUUUCCCUAGAUGAAGACUAAAUUUGCACUUGGAGCCAAUCUUGAUUUUCACUUCAACUGUGAAAUCUUAACAUGAACAAUCAUUGCACAGCACAACAUUUAUGAACAAGAUUCAAUAAACUGCAUUAAAGCA
Dunckerocampus dactyliophorus (ringed pipefish) is the source of this 1341-nucleotide messenger RNA. RefSeq names its product parkinson protein 7 (gene park7). Bases 117 to 686 code for a protein of 189 amino acids. Gene Ontology annotation, biological process: protein deglycation, glyoxal removal; guanine deglycation, glyoxal removal. The transcript has 6 exons. Gene Ontology annotation, cellular component: cytosol; nucleus. Gene Ontology annotation, molecular function: protein deglycase activity. The record is from RefSeq and is a predicted model, not a curated record. NCBI's taxonomy places the organism in Eukaryota, Metazoa, Chordata, Actinopteri, Syngnathiformes, Syngnathidae.